AUGGCAUCUUUCCUAAUGCAUCGCGUUGCGCGUCGAGCCAUCACAGGGUCACAUUUCUUAGUACCUUGUAUCACAGUCUCUUCCCCAUCAUUGUUCGCACAACCCGAAAAGAGCAUAGCGCAGUCGAACAUAUCUGUUGCAUCUACGAGAUGGGUUACGACCUCAUCAAACAAACCGAUCGAGUCUGUAAAUUCGGGAAAAGAGGAUUCAUCUGCCGCUGAGUAUGCGCUGACGACGCUCGACGCACUGGUCAACUGGGGACGUCAAUCGUCGCUGUGGCCCCUCACGUUUGCUCUGGCGUGCUGUGGUAUUGAGAUGAUGCAUGCAUCUAUGCCAAGAUAUGAUCAAGACCGGCUCGGACUCAUCUUUCGGGCUUCUCCACGGCAAGCAGACGUCAUGAUUGUUGCGGGCACCGUCACAAACAAGAUGGCAUCGGCGGUAAGGCAAUGUUACGACCAGAUGCCUGACCCGAAGUGGGUCAUUAGCAUGGGCAGCUGCGCCAACGGUGGAGGAUACUACCACUACAGCUACUCUGUUCUGAGAGGUGUUGAUCGCAUAUUGCCCGUGGACGUCUAUGUUCCUGGAUGUCCUCCAACAUCUGAAGCAUUAUUGCAGGGCGUAUUCUUGCUGCAAGCCAAGAUGCGGCGAACCAAGGUUACUCGCAUGUGGUAUCGAAGAUAG
Molecule: messenger RNA, 681 nt
Organism: Akanthomyces muscarius
Lineage: Eukaryota; Fungi; Ascomycota; Sordariomycetes; Hypocreales; Cordycipitaceae
Exons: 3
Coding region: 1-681 (226 amino acids)
Biological process (GO): mitochondrial respiratory chain complex I assembly; electron transport coupled proton transport; aerobic respiration
Molecular function (GO): NADH dehydrogenase (ubiquinone) activity; 4 iron, 4 sulfur cluster binding; quinone binding
Source: RefSeq, a predicted model, not a curated record